AUGACUUACAUCUCCGUGGCAGCUUGCACGCUGCCAAGCGUCCCCCUCGAUUUCAAGGGCAACCGGGAUCGAAUAAUCCAGUCCAUCCGCGUCGCCAAAGAAAAAGGCGCCACCAUACGGACAGGCCCUGAGCUCGAGAUCCCCGGCUAUGGCUGCCUUGAUCACCACCUGGAGGGCGACACCUUCCUGCACAGCUGGGAGGUGUUGGCCGACAUCAUCUCCGACGAGGCGUGCAAGGGCAUGCUCGUGGACGUCGGCCUUGGCGUUCGCCAUCGCAACGUGCGCUACAACUGCCGCGCUCUGUGUACCUACAAGAAGAUCUUCUUCCUCCGGCCCAAGAUGGCACUGGCAAAUGACGGCCUCUACCGAGAGAUGCGCCACUUCACGGCUUGGGCAAAGCCCUACGAGACCGAAGACUACUACCUCGAGGAUGUCGUUUCACAAGUCACAGGCCAGUGGAAGGUGCCCAUCGGGGAUGCCAUCUUGUCCUGCAGGGACACUGCCGUAGCUUGUGAGACCUGCGAAGAGCUCUUCACGCCUCUCAACCCGUCUUCGAAUUUGGGCCUCAAUGGCGCCGAGGUCAUCCUCAACAGCAGCGCCAGCCAUGCCGAGCUGCGGAAGCUUCGGACACGCCUCGACCUGAUUUCAAAUUCCACGAGGAAGCUGGGCGGUAUCUACGUCUACUCCAAUAUGACCGGCGUGGAUGGUGAUGCGCGUAUGAUGUUCGACGGAUCCAGCAUGGUGCUCGUCAACGGAGAAGUCGUCGCCCAGGGCUCCCAAUUCUCGCUGCGUCCCGUCGAGGUCGUCACGGCGAUAAUCGAGCUCGAGAAGGUCAGAAGCUACCGUUCAUCAAUCUCUCGGAACCAGCAGGGCGCGAAGCAACGAGAGUUUCCCAGGGUUGAAUGUGACUUGCGCUUGGGAUUGUCGUCUAGUCUAGUCCCCUCCAAGUACCGAGCGUCCAAGGCCAUGGAGCUCAAGAUCCUCGAUCCUAUGGAGGAGAUAGCCAACGCGCAAGCCGUCUUCCUCUGGCAGUAUCUUUCCCGGACCAACUCGCCCGGCUAUUUCCUUGCGCUGAGCGGUGGUCUCGACUCCUCAACAGUAGCCCUUUUUGUCUACAGCAUGGCUCGGAUGGUACUGAAGGCCAUCCAAGACGGCGAGCAGACUGUCCUUGAUGACCUCCGCCGUGUUACUGGGGAGAAGUCGUUCACACCUUCCAAGCCGGAGGACAUCGUCUCGCGUGUAUUCCACACCUGCUACAUGGGUACUGUGAACUCGGGCGAAGAGACACGGUCUCGCGCAGAGAAGCUCGCCAAGCGACUCGGUGCCUACCACUCUGAUAUCAAAAUCGAUGAUGCUGUCGUGGCCCACGAAAACAUUAUUGCGCAAACUCUGGGUGGCUUCCGCCCGAAGUACUCCAUCGAAGGCGGCAGCCCGGCGGAAAACCUGGCGCGGCAGAACAUUCAGGCGCGGAACCGCCUGGUCGUGGCCUACGAGCUCGCGCAACUAUCCACCACCGCACGCAACACGCCCCGCAAGGGUGGUGCAUUGCUCGUCCUUGGUUCCGGAAAUGUCGACGAGAACCUGCGAGGAUACUACACCAAAUAUGAUGCCUCUUCAGCGGACAUCGCCCCUCUGGGCAGCAUCUCGAAGACGGACGCUAAGAGUUUCCAAGCGUGGGCGCGCGACAACUGGGACCUGCCCAUCAUGACCGAGUUCAUCGAAGCUACUCCCUCGGCAGAGCUCCUCCCCCUGUCCGCCGGCGUCCAGGAUGACGAGUCUGACGCGGAGAUGGGCUUCACAUACGACGAACUCUCCCAGUUCGGCAUCCUGCGAAAGGUGGAGAAGCUGGGACCGUGGUCGACCUACCAGCGCUUGCUCGUGGACUGGCACGAGCGGCCCGGCUUUGACCGUCGCAAGAUCGCCGACAAGGUCAUGCGUUUCUUCAGGUUAUACUCCAUCAACCGCCACAAGGCCGUCAUCCUCACGCCCAGCCCGCACCUGUCGGCGUACAACCCGGACGACAACAGGCAUGAUCUGCGGCCCUUCCUGUACGUGGUGGACUGGCCGUGGCAAUUCAAGAAGAUUCGCGACGAUCUUGAGGAGAGGGACAAGGCAGAGAAAGAGGGUGUUCUGAACGAGGACAUCGAUUAG
This is a messenger RNA of Diaporthe batatas, 2151 nucleotides long. RefSeq names its product glutamine-dependent NAD(+) synthetase. The record is from RefSeq and is a predicted model, not a curated record. Gene Ontology annotation, biological process: NAD+ biosynthetic process. Gene Ontology annotation, cellular component: cytoplasm. Bases 1 to 2151 code for a protein of 716 amino acids. Lineage: Eukaryota; Fungi; Ascomycota; Sordariomycetes; Diaporthales; Diaporthaceae. Gene Ontology annotation, molecular function: NAD+ synthase (glutamine-hydrolyzing) activity; glutaminase activity; ATP binding. The transcript has a single exon.